Messenger RNA from Dioscorea cayenensis subsp. rotundata (Guinea yam), 1587 nucleotides. Its product is annotated as 3-hydroxyisobutyryl-CoA hydrolase-like protein 2, mitochondrial. Gene Ontology annotation, molecular function: 3-hydroxyisobutyryl-CoA hydrolase activity. The transcript has 14 exons. Gene Ontology annotation, biological process: L-valine catabolic process. The record is from RefSeq and is a predicted model, not a curated record. Lineage: Eukaryota; Viridiplantae; Streptophyta; Magnoliopsida; Dioscoreales; Dioscoreaceae. The coding region runs from base 236 to 1471 and encodes 411 amino acids.
CCUCAUUUGCUCUCAUCUGUAUUUUCAUUUGAUUUUCUAAAAGAAAAACCCUAACCCUCUUUCAGGCCCGCCCCCACCCAAUUUGUGCCUGAUGUGGCCGCGCCUCUCCCUCUUGAACCCGCCGUCACCGUGCUCGUCUGCAUAAACGAGAACUCACUCGUAUCAUCUAGCCCGAGCUGAGCUCGUGCUUAAGCUCCGCUAACCCUGGCUAUUCCCUUCUUCCCCUCGUAUAGAAAUGCAAACCCUCAAGGCUGUGCUAUUGGCUCGCCGAUCAAUCCCCGCUCUGCGCUUCCUCCCUUCUUCCCGAAACCUCUCCAUUGAGACCACUGCUGCUCGAGAAGAUGAUCUGCAAAAUCAGGUACUCGUUGAAGGCAAAGCCAGCGCCCGGGCGGCGAUCCUUAACCGACCAUCUGUCCUCAAUGCUCUCACCACCACUAUGGCACUUCGGUUGAAGAAGCUGUAUGAAUCAUGGGAGGACAAUUCUGACAUUGGGUUUGUCAUGAUGAAGGGCAGUGGAAGAGCAUUCUGUGCUGGCGGGGAUGUUGUCAACCUGUAUCGGCUGCUAAACGAAGGGAAGGUGGAAGACUGCAAAGAUUUUUUCAGGAACUUAUACAUGUUUAUUUAUAUCCUAGGCACAUAUUUGAAGCCGCAUGUGGCUAUUCUGGAUGGUAUUACCAUGGGGGGUGGGGCUGGUGUUUCUGUUCCUGGAACAUUUCGUAUUGCAACUGAUAGGACUAUUUUUGCUACUCCGGAAACUCUUAUUGGCUUCCAUCCUGAUGCUGGUGCUUCCUUUUACCUUUCUCAUCUUACUGGUCAUUUAGGGGAAUACUUGGCUUUAACAGGUGAAAAGCUCAAUGGAGUAGACAUGCUUGCAGUUGGCCUUGCCACCCACUUCUCAAUGAGUGCUAGGCUUGAUUGGAUUGAUGAGAGACUUGCUAAGUUGGUUACUGAUGAUCCUUCUGUUAUUGACUCUUCUCUCGCACAAUAUGGUGAUGUUGUUUAUCCAGACAAGAAGAGCAUUGUGCAUAGGUUAGAGAUGAUUGAUAAUUGUUUUGGCCGUGAAACGGUUGAGGAAAUUAUUGAUGCUUUGGAAAGUGAGGCUGCUAGAUCAAAUCAAGAAUGGUGUAUUUCUGCACUGAAGAAAUUGAAGGAAGCUUCUCCAUUGAGUUUGAAGGUUUCCCUAAGAUCUAUUCGGGAAGGUAGGUAUCAGACGUUGGAUGAAUGCUUAAUCCGUGAGUAUCGUAUGUCCCUUCAUGGGAUCUUGAAACACGUUUCUAAUGAUUUCUGUGAGGGAGUUCAUGCAAAGUUGGUAGAUAAUACUUUGACUCCAAAGAUGGUAUGCACUAUGCAGUGGGAUCCACCAAGCUUGGACAGAGCCUCAGAAGACAUGGUGGACUACUAUUUCUCACCGCUCGAUGAAUUCGAGCCCGAGCUUAAACUGCCAACACAAUUACGGGAAGCCUUUAUCUAAUUGAUCCUUCAGGAUAUUAACGUUAUCUUUUGAGACAAUUGAAUUGUAUGCUUGGUGAUAUGCUAAAUGGGCUUGCGACAUAAUUGAGCUACAAAUAAUCUUAUCUUUAUGAGCCA